AUGCUUUUCUACAUUAAGCAGCAAUUUAUUUAAAUAAAUCGUGCAUACAUUGAAGAAUUUAAAAUACUCAAAGCAAACCAUGGUGUGACCAUAUCUAUAUAAUACAACGCCUAGAAAUAAACACGCAUACAAAUACAUUAUCAACACAGUUGUGAAUGUAAACAAAUUGAGUUGCUUUGAAUGCGGCAAUCGCGGCACGCGUCGAGGCCAAACAAAUCAUUUAUAAGAAGAGGCCGAAAUGUAAACUUUGGCGUUGAUUUACAACAAUUGGCGGCAGCAGUAAAAUGUAUUUGCUUAUUGGCAUCGAAGAGCUGUGCUCCAUUUUCAAUUCAAUGUACCAACAACCGCGAGAGGUGAGCAACAGCAACAGUCGUGACGUCACGUGCCUAUAUUAUUCGAUGUGAGUGAAGCACCUGCAUUGAACCGGUGUUUCUAUGCCAUGCGGUGCCUGCUGUUGAUAUUGCUGUUGUUGGAGCUAGCAAGGAACGCGCAUUAUUAUUGUAAACAGUGUACAGGACUCAAGCGAUGACAUUUUAAUUAAGAAAGAAAGCAAAUGACUUGUCGCAUAUUUGCAAUUAAUGAGAACAACAACAAUGGACUGAUGAGAACAGUUGUCGCCAAUGUCUGCCAAAAGACAAAACAAAAAGGAAAGCAAAGAAUAGAAAGAAGCCGCAGCAUGCAGCAGCAGCAACAUCAACAGCCUAGCAUUAACAACAGCGACAAAUUAUUUGCGUUACAUAUAGGCAUUAAUAUUAAAAAUAAAGUACGAGCGCCCAGCGAAACGCACAUCUUUCACAGCCCAGAGAAGACUACGGCAGCAGCAGCAGCAGCAGCAGCUAAUAGUUAGACUAUGAACAAACGCGGUGUCAUCAUUGUGUGCAUCAUUGCCACACUCCUCUGUGUGGUGCUCGGCGCCAACUUCUACUUCAUGUACUAUCUCAAUGCCGAGGAGGGACAGUUGUCCAGUGUGCGAGCCUUGGAGAACAUGAUACGGCACAAGAUACGGCAUCUGAAGCCGGCGUAUUUGAAUCGGAAUCCACGUUUCUUUAUGUUUCGCAACAAGCUGCUCAAGAACUACAAACUGACUGCGUACGAAAAUGCCAGCGUCCUCUGGGAGAUUGCCAAUUGGUGGCCGCAUGAGAAUGAGAUUUAUCCACUCUACGACUCAUCGAUGGGUCAGUUGCUCAAAACACUGCGCGACGAGCCCAUCACCAAGGUACAAAACUUGGCACGUGGCACCCAGUUGAAGCUGCUUAUGCGCCUUAAUAAUCAGCAGAAGGUCAUCUUCAAACCACAAUGGUAUCCACGUGACUUUGUCGUCGAGGGAGUCGUCUACAGUGGCAAAGAUCGACAUGCCGCCGAGGUAUACGCCUUCUAUUUGGGCGCUGUGCUCGAUCUGCGCUGGACUCCGAUUGUGGUGGGUCGUGUUGUGAAUUUGAAAAAAGAAAUCUAUGCGAAUGGCGAUCAAGAACUGCAGCAUACGAUCAAAAUCGAAACAAGUGAAGAGGAUGGCAAGGAAACGUAUUGCUUAUAUGGCAAAUGCCACUAUUGCAAUGAGGAUGAAGUGGUUUGUGGCGAUGAGAAGCAUAACAUUGAGGGUGUUAUGAUCUACAUUGUACCUGGAACACUGGCCAAGCGACGCUCGCCCUGGCAACGCACCUAUAAAGAGGAAAAGCGAGCCCCGUGGGAAGAUGAUAUGACCUACUGCAAAUCACUCAAGAGCAAAAUGGAAACAAUACGCCUGCUGGACCUCAUAGAUGUGGCCAUUUUUGAUUACCUGAUACAGAAUGGCGAUCGCCAUCAUUAUGAAACCCGCGAGGAGCGAGUGGUACUUAUCGAUAAUGGCAAAGCAUUUGGCAAUCCCAACAAAGAUCACUUGGACAUUCUAGCGCCGCUAUAUCAAUGCUGUCUCAUUCGAAAGUCAACUUGGGAUCGAUUGCAAGUUUUCUCCGGUGGCGUAUUAUCUGAAAUUGUGGAUCGUCUGUCCAAACAGGAUGCACUUUAUCCGCUCAUCACCGACAAGCACAAACGUGGUGUGGAGCGAAGAUUACUGGUGGUGUUUGCUGUCGUCGAGUAUUGCAUGGACAAGGAGGGUGAUAAGAUGUUCAAAACGCUGUAACUUGAAAGUUGUCUUGCUUAUAUUAGGCUUAUAUUGUUAUUAGUUUUAUAGAAAGCGGCUUGCAUGAAUGAAUCAAAUGUAUGUCAAGUGCCACGACGUAAGUUAAUCGCGUAACUAUAGAGAUGAAAACAUUGACCAAUUAUAUUUAGUAGAAUUGUCUAAAUGGGUCUAUAAGUAAUAGCACAAUCUGCAAUAACUAUUAGUUUUAUUCAUAUAGUUUGGUUUAUAUUUGUAGACAAUAAGCAUAAAGAAUGAAUGAUAACAAAA
Drosophila albomicans is the source of this 2386-nucleotide messenger RNA. Its product is annotated as glycosaminoglycan xylosylkinase homolog. Lineage: Eukaryota; Metazoa; Arthropoda; Insecta; Diptera; Drosophilidae. The transcript has 4 exons. The coding region runs from base 851 to 2119 and encodes 422 amino acids. Gene Ontology annotation, cellular component: Golgi apparatus. Gene Ontology annotation, molecular function: phosphotransferase activity, alcohol group as acceptor. The record is from RefSeq and is a predicted model, not a curated record. Gene Ontology annotation, biological process: protein phosphorylation.